CAGGUUUGAGUCUCAUUAUCACUUGUGUUACGUACAGACAGUGAUCUCAUUAAACUUAACUCCUGGGGAUCUUUUGCCAGAGUAAGACCUCGAGGGUUAGUACUAAAAUAGACAGUACAAGCACGACAACAAUCUGGACAAGAGACAACAACUGAGUGAGCAAUAGAAUGAAUUAAGCUAAAUUGACAUCUGAAGGUUUCUGUAUGCUGUGUUCUCCGUUUCUCACCAGUGCCUUCCUCCUUGCUCUCAGCCCUGUCACGAGGCUCAGGCAACAUGGCCAAGGUGGGUGCUGAGGCCAGGCUGAAGGACGAACUGAUAUGCCCCAUCUGCCUGGACAUUUACAGGAACCCUAUGUCCCUGGGGUGUGGUCACAGCUUCUGCAAGGAGUGCAUACUCUGCCUUUUCCCCACAGGCCCCCGUCCAGCCAUGAAGACUUGCCUGACUUACAAGCCCUCCCUGUGCCAAGCCCACCUGAGUAAGCAUAGCACAAAGAACACUCAGAAAAAACUACGUUCUGGUGGGGCUCUGUGGUGCCCAGGUUUUGGCUGA
Molecule: messenger RNA, 549 nt
Organism: Pipra filicauda (Wire-tailed manakin)
Lineage: Eukaryota; Metazoa; Chordata; Aves; Passeriformes; Pipridae
Product: E3 ubiquitin-protein ligase TRIM31-like
Exons: 2
Coding region: 274-549 (91 amino acids)
Source: RefSeq, a predicted model, not a curated record